ACGCUGCGGGAUCCGUUCGGGUCUGUGUCCAGGGUACGCCGCCCCAGGCUUUGCUGACUUCCUAAGGUUACUGUGCCGGCUGCGUUUCCAUGGCCACGGGGAGUAUCUUUGGAAAGUCUGGUUAAGGCUUGGCCUUAUUCCAUGCUGGGCCCGAGGAGAGAAAAGAUUAAUCCAGGCAGCAAACCCUGUGGUUCCAGACCUCGGGGCGCGCCGGGACCGGGGCCGGACCGGCCUCCCACGUAAUAAAUCUCCUGGCGGCAACCCGAGCCGGCUCUGCUCCGCGCUCAGAGCCGCCAGCUCUGCGGACGGACUGAUGACAGCGCCCCGGAGCCCGAGGGGAGCCCCAGGCUCUGCUGAGUAAGGAGGAGCCAGUGGCCUUUCCACCUCAGCGCUGCGCAAAGGAGGGAUGGAAGACGAACAGGAGCCGCCCUUGCAGCCCCGGAAGCAGACUCAGGGCAGGGUCCUGCUGCAGACCGUCUGUGCAGCUGGCAUUGGUGGGACCUUCCAGUUUGGCUAUAACCUCUCCAUCAUCAAUGCCCCCACCGCGCACAUCCAAGAGUUCACCAAUCAGACGUGGCAGGUGAGGACCGGCCAGCCACCGCCCGACCACCUGAUCCUGGUAACGUGGUCCCUCAUCGUGUCCCUGUACCCGCUGGGGGGCCUCUUCGGAGCGCUGCUGGCAGGGCCCCUGGCUGUGGUGCUGGGGAGGAAGAAGUCCCUCCUGGUGAACAACGUGUUUGUGGUCGCCGCGGCGAUCCUGUUUGGCUUCAGCCACAGGGCAGGCUCCUUCGAGAUGAUCAUGCUGGGACGGCUGCUCGUGGGAGUCAGCGCAGGCGUGAGCAUGAGCAUCCAGCCCAUGUACCUGGGGGAGAGCGCCCCCAAGGAGUUCCGAGGAGCCGUGGCCAUGACCUCAGCCAUCUUCACUGCCCUGGGGAUCGUGAUGGGACAAGUGGUGGGACUCAGGGAGCUCCUGGGGGGCCGGCAGUCCUGGCCCCUGCUGCUGGCCAGCUGCCUGGUGCCCGGGGUGCUGCAGCUGGCCUCCCUGCCCCUGCUGCCCGAGAGCCCGCGCUACCUCCUCAUCGACCGCGGCGACACCGAGGCCUGCCUGGCGGCGCUGCAGCGGCUGCGGGGCACCCAGGACCUGGCGGCGGAGCUGGCGGAGCUGGAGGAGGAGCGGGCGGCCUGCCAGGGCCUGCGGGCCUGGCGCCCCUGGGAGCUGUUCCAGGACCGCACCCUGCGCCGGCAGGUGGUGAGCCUGGUGGUCCUGGCCAGCGCCAUGGAGCUCUGCGGGAACGACUCGGUGUACGCCUAUGCGUCCUCCGUGUUCGGGGAGGCGGGAGUGCCCCGGGAGAAGGUCCAGUACGCCAUCAUCGGGACCGGGUGCUGUGAGCUGCUCACAGCGUGCAUCAGCUGCAUGGUCAUCGAGAGGGCCGGCCGGCGGGUGCUGCUCAUCGGCGGGUACUGCCUCAUGACCUGCUGGGGGAGCAUCUUCACGGUGGCCCUGUGCCUGCAGAGCUCCUUCGCCUGGAUGCCCUACCUGGCCAUGUCCUGCAUCUUCGCCUUCAUCCUCAGCUUUGGCAUCGGCCCCGCCGGAGUGACAGGGAUCCUGGCCACGGAGCUCUUUGACCAGAUGGCCCGGCCUGCCGCCUACAUGGUCUGCGGGGCGCUCAUGUGGACCAUGCUCUUCCUGGUUGGGCUGGGGUUCCCCUUCAUGAUGGUAGGAGGGACUGUCCUCCUUUUAACGGCCAGGAGGGACUGUCCUACUUCCUCUACGUGCCUUUCCUCGUCGUCUGUGUCUGUGGGGCCCUCUACACUGGCUUCUUCCUUCCCGAGACCAAGGGCAAGACCUUCCUGGAGAUCUCCGAGGAACUGCACAGGCUCAACUUCCCCGGGCAGAGCCCGGGCCCGAUGUGGAGGGCCCCGAAGGUCACCCAGUCCACGGAGCUGUAGCCCCGCGGCGGAGGCUGGGCCCAGGUCUAGCUUCCGCUCCGCCCUUCGCAUCCUCUCCAUCUAACGAGGGCUUGUUCAGUGAGCUCCUACUGUGUGCAGGAACGGGGCCGGGGUACUAGCCACAGCCGUGAGCCAGAGAGGCGGGGUCCUGGGCCUCUCGGUGUUCCCCACCCAGAGGCCGUGAACAAACAGGAAACCAAUGAAAACAUAACUACAAACUCAGGGAAUGCGGGGGGAGAAAAACACAGGUUGUGAAAGGUGUGCAUAGCCUGGGGUGGAGGUGCAGGAGGGGCUGUCCUCGUGUGAAGGCCUCAUGGUCAGAAAAGGCUUUUUUUUUUUUUUAAUGAACUUUAUUGGCUCUGGCUUGGAAGCUCGGUUGGUUCAAGUGUCGUCCUGAUACGCCAAAGUUGUGGGUUCGAUCCCCGGUCAGGGCACAUACAAGAAUCAACCAAUGAAUGCAUCAAUAAAUGGAACAACAAAUUGAUGUUUCUCUCUCUCUAAAGCUCAAUAAAAAAUAAAAUCAACUUUAUUGAGGUGUAAUUUGCAUACAAUAAAAUGUAUCCACAUUAAGUAUACAUUGGAUGAGUUUUGACAGAUUUAUCAAUCCCAUGAAACUACCAAACCACAGCAAUCAAGGUAGGACAUUCACAUCCCUCCAAAAUCUCCCUUUGCGAUCAAUAACCCACCACCCCUCCCAUCCCCAAACAACCGCUGACCUGUUUUCUGUCCCUAUAACCCAGACUGGCCUUUUCUAUACUGAAUUUGACAUAAAUCCAUGCUGUAUGUAUGCACUGCUCCAGAUAAAGUUUUAAAAAGUCAUGCAGGUUGUUACAUGUAUUCAUAUAUACUCCUCUGUAUUUCUGAGUAGUAUUCCACUGCAUGGCUAUAACACAAUUUGCGUAUCCGUUUACCUGCUGGUGGACAUUUCAGCUGUUUCUGAUUCGUGGCCACCAUGAUAAAACUGUUGCGAACAUCCCUGCACAG
Pipistrellus kuhlii (Kuhl's pipistrelle) is the source of this 2934-nucleotide messenger RNA. RefSeq names its product solute carrier family 2 member 11 (gene SLC2A11). The record is from RefSeq and is a predicted model, not a curated record. NCBI's taxonomy places the organism in Eukaryota, Metazoa, Chordata, Mammalia, Chiroptera, Vespertilionidae. Gene Ontology annotation, molecular function: hexose transmembrane transporter activity. Gene Ontology annotation, biological process: monosaccharide transmembrane transport. Gene Ontology annotation, cellular component: membrane. Bases 407 to 2014 code for a protein of 535 amino acids. The transcript is spliced from 13 exons.